This is a messenger RNA of Elaeis guineensis (African oil palm), 823 nucleotides long. RefSeq lists its product as uncharacterized. The record is from RefSeq and is a predicted model, not a curated record. NCBI's taxonomy places the organism in Eukaryota, Viridiplantae, Streptophyta, Magnoliopsida, Arecales, Arecaceae.
UUCUUGCUCUCCUCUCCUCUCCUGUGGUAGUCCUGUGGCUUUCUCUGUUCCUUGGCCCGCGGCCGAGAGAGAGAAGAAGGGAGGGAAAGAGGUGGGAUUCGAGGAGGAUGGAGAAGGCGCUGACGAAAGUUGGGAGCUUGAAAGUAGGGAGCAUUUGGAUUUCGAAGAAGGCCAAAGAGGAGAUCUCCUCCAUUGGUGACGACCUCUCUCGGUUCUCAAAUACUGUGGAAGAGAAGGCCAAAUGGAUCUUUGAAAAGCUGAAAGGGAAGCCACCGAAACCCCUACCAGAUCUUCUCCGUGAAUACGGGCUACCACAAGGCCUUUUCCCAAGGAACAUAAUAUGCUAUGAGUUUGAUGAAUCAAAAUCAAAGUUAAUUGUUCACCUGCCUUCCCCCUGUGAGGUCAGCUUCAAAGAUUCCUCUGUGCUAAGGUAUGCCACUCGUGUCAAAGCGGUCUUGACAAGAGGGAAGCUAUCUGGGAUCGAAGGAAUGAAGACCAAGGUCCUGGUUUGGGUUAAAGUUACCCAUGUGGGUGUUGAGAGCUACAAAUCUGACAAGGUCUGCUUCACAGCUGGUGUGAAAAAAUUGAGGCCUAAGGAUGCUUAUGAGAUGCCUCGUGAUUCAAUCAAAGUAGAAGAGUUUUAAGGUGAUGGCACCAAUUCUCUGUUUUUACUGUGGUGUAUCCUGUUUGUGAUCAUUUUAAAAAUCAGAAAGGCUACUGUGUAUCUCAGUGCAGUUGCAAUGACCUUAUUGAUGGAUGGAUAUUAAUGUAAGAGAAGUAGAGUUCUGUUCUCUUUAUUUUUCUUUCAAUGAUGUUUUAGAUA